Arachis duranensis is the source of this 1038-nucleotide messenger RNA. RefSeq lists its product as uncharacterized. Lineage: Eukaryota; Viridiplantae; Streptophyta; Magnoliopsida; Fabales; Fabaceae. The record is from RefSeq and is a predicted model, not a curated record. The transcript is spliced from 4 exons. Bases 1 to 1038 code for a protein of 345 amino acids.
AUGCAAGGAGAAUUUAAUGGUUUGAAAACUUUGAUAUUGAAGGAAAAUUCUUAUGCUUUCUAUGUACAUUGCUUUGCUCACCAACUUCAGUUUGCUCUUGUAACGAUGAUUAAGACAAUUGAAGCACUAAAAAGUGGAGAAAUUUCUAGUGGGCGUGGUUUGAAUCAAGAAACAGCUUUAAAAAGAGCUGGAGACACUAUGUGGGGUUCACACUAUGGAACUAUACUUAGAUUAAUUUCUUUAUUUCCUUCUGUGGUUAAUGUUCUUGAAUAUGUUGAGGAAGAUGGAAAUAAUUCAGAACAAAGAGAUGAAGCAUGUCAUUUAUUGAAUGUCAUUCAAUCUUUUGAAUUCAUUUUCAACUUGCACUUGAUGCAAAAUAUCUUGGGAGUUACUAAUGAGUUAUCUCAAGCGUUACAAAGGAAUGAUCAAGGCAUUGUAAAUGCUAUGGCAUUAGUCAAAAUGUCUAAGCAACGGUUGCAAAAUAUAAGAGAUGAUAUUACUGUUCCAAUCAUGGAUGAUAUAUUUGUGUCACAAGGAAGAUCAAGACGCAAAGCUCAAAAGAUAUCAAAUUUGCAUCAUUUUCAAGUUGAGAUAUUCUAUCAAGUAGUUGAUAGACAACUUCAAGAACUCAAUAAUCGUUUUACAGAGGUGAAUACUAAAUUGCUUCUUUGCAUAGCUUGUUUGAAUCCAAGACACUCAUUUUUUGCACUAGAUGUGCGUUCUGAUGAUCAAUUCUCAGACUUAAAUGGAAUUGGUGCUCUUUCUCAGAAGUUGGUUGAGACUCGAAAAAAUAUUGUUUAUCCAUUUAUGUUUCUUCUUUUGAAGUUAGCUUUAGUUUUGCGCGUAGCAACUGCAUCAGUUGAAAGAACUUUUUCUGCUAUGAACAUCAUAAAGAGUCGACUUCGUAACCGUAUGGGAGCUGAAUAUUUAAAUGAUUUUUUAGUGACAUACAUAGAAAGAGAGACAUUUGAUUGUAUUGACAAUGAAAAGAUUAUUCAAUCUUUUCAAAAUAUGAAACCUAGAAGAAUGAAAUUCUAA